UAUCCGCCCGUUGAUAGUUAUACCGGUUAUCGGGUAACUCCACCCCAAAGCAGCAGCAACAACAACAACAUUAGUGGUGGUAGCAACAACAACAACAAUAAUAAUAACAACAACAACAUCAACAGCAGCAGCGUUAGCAGCAGCAGCAGCAGCAACAACCACCACAUCCACAGAAUGGACACCGAUGAUGUCGAGUCGAACACGAGCAGCGCCAUCACCACAUUGGGCACCCUCUUCUCAUUCCAAUCGCCGGCCGUCAAAAAGUUGCUGGGCUGGAAACAGGGCGACGAGGAGGAGAAAUGGGCCGAGAAGGCCGUCGACAGUUUGGUUAAGAAGCUCAAGAAGCGCAAAGGUGCCAUCGAGGAACUAGAACGUGCCCUAUCCUGCCCCGGUCAGCCAUCCAAGUGUGUGACCAUACCACGAUCGCUAGACGGACGAUUACAGGUAUCUCAUCGCAAAGGUCUGCCGCAUGUGAUUUAUUGCCGCGUCUGGCGCUGGCCGGAUCUACAGUCGCAUCACGAACUGAAACCGCUCGAAUUAUGCCAAUAUCCGUUCAGCGCCAAACAGAAGGAGGUCUGCAUCAAUCCGUAUCACUACAAGCGCGUGGAGAGUCCAGUAUUGCCACCAGUGUUAGUGCCGCGUCACUCGGAAUUCGCGCCGGGCCACUCGAUGCUGCAGUUCAAUCAGAUGGCCGAGCCGAGUAUGCCGCACAAUGUCAGCUACUCGAACAGUGGCUUCAAUUCGCAUAGUCUCAGCAACAGCAACACAUCGGUGGGCAGCCCCAGUUCCGUGAACUCGAAUCCGAAUUCGCCGUACGAUAGCUUGGCUGGUACACCGCCGCCCGCUUACAGUCCCUCAGAGGAUGGCAACUCCAACAAUCCGAACGAUGGCACACAAAUGCUCGACGCCCAGAUGGGCGAUGUGGCUCAGGUUAGCUACUCGGAGCCGGCCUUCUGGGCAUCCAUUGCCUACUAUGAGCUCAAUUGCCGUGUCGGCGAGGUGUUCCACUGCAAUAACAAUUCGGUCAUUGUCGAUGGCUUUACGAAUCCAUCAAACAACUCCGAUCGCUGCUGCCUCGGCCAGCUGAGCAAUGUAAAUCGCAACAGUACCAUAGAGAACACACGCCGUCACAUAGGUAAAGGCGUUCAUCUGUACUACGUUACCGGCGAGGUCUAUGCCGAAUGCUUGUCCGAUUCAGCGAUAUUCGUGCAGUCGCGCAACUGCAACUAUCAUCACGGCUUCCAUCCGAGCACCGUUUGCAAAAUACCGCCAGGUUGUUCAUUGAAGAUCUUCAACAAUCAGGAAUUUGCUCAACUGCUAUCGCAAUCGGUCAACAAUGGAUUUGAGGCCGUUUACGAGCUGACGAAAAUGUGCACGAUCCGCAUGUCGUUCGUGAAGGGCUGGGGCGCUGAAUACCAUCGGCAGGAUGUCACGUCAACGCCCUGUUGGAUCGAGAUACAUUUGCAUGGGCCGCUGCAGUGGCUGGACAAGGUGCUCACACAGAUGGGGUCGCCGCAUAAUGCAAUUAGUUCCGUAUCCUAAAGACAAAAUCGGGGAAAUUAUAU
This is a messenger RNA of Drosophila hydei, 1565 nucleotides long. RefSeq names its product protein mothers against dpp (gene Mad). Gene Ontology annotation, biological process: regulation of transcription by RNA polymerase II; anatomical structure morphogenesis; cell differentiation. NCBI's taxonomy places the organism in Eukaryota, Metazoa, Arthropoda, Insecta, Diptera, Drosophilidae. The coding region runs from base 175 to 1542 and encodes 455 amino acids. Gene Ontology annotation, molecular function: DNA-binding transcription factor activity, RNA polymerase II-specific; I-SMAD binding; RNA polymerase II cis-regulatory region sequence-specific DNA binding. The transcript has 3 exons. Gene Ontology annotation, cellular component: heteromeric SMAD protein complex. The record is from RefSeq and is a predicted model, not a curated record.